This is a messenger RNA of Desarmillaria tabescens, 1360 nucleotides long. Its product is annotated as Alpha/beta hydrolase fold-1. The transcript is spliced from 7 exons. The record is from RefSeq and is a predicted model, not a curated record. Bases 114 to 1085 code for a protein of 323 amino acids. NCBI's taxonomy places the organism in Eukaryota, Fungi, Basidiomycota, Agaricomycetes, Agaricales, Physalacriaceae.
GCCGGCAUCGUGGCGGACUCUUUCCAAAUUCCCGUUUUCUGGGGAGUUACAGUCUCCGUUAUUGUCGAACCCAAACCUGAUGGCGACGCUUGUUACUCCUGGCUCUCACUACGAUGUUUGUCGACAAUUACACCGUGGAAACACAAUACUCCUGCCCCCUCAAAUGCACAGUCAAACGGUACCGGCAGGACGUCGAUGAACGACCUGGCUUCAUUCUCAUCUUUGCUCAUGGAACGGGAUUUCAUAAAGAGCAUUGGGAGGUGACGAUACAAAGGAUAUUUGCUCUAGAUACGCUGAGUUUGGUACGGGAAGCUUGGGCAGUCGACGCACAGACACACGGAGACGCUGCUGCCUUGAAUGAAGAGGCGAUGAAAGAUCCAGAUUUCAAGUAUUCCGUUAGAGACUAUGCUGAAGCCUGUGCCAACGUAUACAAGACCUACCUUGCGAAUAGGAUCCAGAAAGGCAAAUACAGAGUCAUCCUCAUUGGACACUCAGCUGGAGCCUCUUCAGCUGCACUAGCGACAUCCUUCCUCGACCAUAUUCCAUUUGCCGCGCUCGUUCUGAUCGAACCGACAAUCUGGCCGGAAGAAUUAACAGGUCCUGAGCACGAUUCACCUAUAGUUGCCCUUGCGGCGCAGGCGAUUCCACAGCGACGUGAUCAUUGGAAGUCCCGGGAAGACGCAAGGAGGUACCUUGUUAAGCGUAUCCCGUGGAAUAUGUGGGAUCCGCGUAUCCUUGACAUCUACGUCGAACACGGCUUGCGACCCGACACGUCGAACGGUGGCGUUAGGCUCAAGUGCCCUCCAAGACAUGAGGCGUACCCGUUUGUCAAUAUCCAGGAGGCGGUCUUCCCCAUUGCAGAGCUGGAGAGAGUGAAGGGAAAGUUGGCUGUACAUUUAGUGUACGGAGAGCGUGAGGAAAUGAUCUCGCGAGAGAAACAAGAAGCCCUGCAAAAAGUAGGCAAGAUUACGUCUGUGACGCAGAUACCUGACGCUGGACAUUUGGUGGUUCAAGAGGCUCCAGACUUGCUGGGUGACGCGAUUUGGAAUAUCAUACGCGGUGUCGACCGUUCAGUGAAAUUGUAAACAGUUGGAAUAGACUAUGUGCAUCGAUUCCCUAUGCGCUCGACAGAGUAGGUGCUCCUCAGCGUUUCGUCUCUUUUGCGAUCAUGGAAGCGGAAUGAACGGCCUUCGGGACGAACUCCCGAAGGCCUCCUAUUCCUUCUCACGCUCUACGUCCUCCCUAUUCCACCGCUGUAAAUGUGCAAUGCUCAAAUUUCUGCUGCGCAGAAGACGCGACAGAAGGUGUGAUAUGUCUCAGCAAAUGGCUUGUAUUCUUAUUCCUAUAGUUGCCUACGAAC